GUGAGGCAGGGGAAUGUCCUGGCGAUUGAGAGCACUUACCUGGCGAUGGACACCGAGGAAGGGGUUGAGGUGGUUUGGAAUGAAGUUCACUUCACUGAUCCUCGGGUUUUCUCGAAUCAUGAAGAGAAUAUUAAGUUGGUUUUUGAACACUUCAUGCAGCUCGAGCACCCCAAUAUUGUCAAAUUUCACAAGUACUGGAUAGACAGCAGAGAGACCCCUGCCAGAAAGCCAUCGGUUAUUUUUAUCUCUGAAUAUAUGUCAUCUGGGAGUUUGAAACAGUUCCUGAAAAAAACAAAGAAAAAUCGCAAAACCAUGCAUGAGAAGGCAUGGAGACGAUGGUGUACACAAAUCCUCUCUGCCCUCAGUUACCUGCACUCGUGGGAGCCUCCCCUUAUUCACGGGACCCUGACGUGUGACACCAUCUUCAUUCAACACAAUGGGCUCAUCAAGAUUGGGUCAGUCUGGCACAGGUUGUUUGUUAAUGUUAGUGCUGAAUCUCCAAGGACCUCACUCAGGAGUCCCAGGGAGGAGCAGAGGAUUCGCCAUUUCUUUGCCCCAGAGUAUGAUG
Carcharodon carcharias (great white shark) is the source of this 568-nucleotide messenger RNA. RefSeq names its product nuclear receptor-binding protein 2-like. Gene Ontology annotation, biological process: endoplasmic reticulum to Golgi vesicle-mediated transport; protein phosphorylation; intracellular signal transduction. Lineage: Eukaryota; Metazoa; Chordata; Chondrichthyes; Lamniformes; Lamnidae. Gene Ontology annotation, cellular component: endomembrane system; cytoplasm. Gene Ontology annotation, molecular function: ATP binding; protein serine/threonine kinase activity. The transcript has 7 exons. The annotation marks the transcript as partial. The record is from RefSeq and is a predicted model, not a curated record.